Huiozyma naganishii CBS 8797 is the source of this 1101-nucleotide messenger RNA. It is a transcript of the gene COQ2, whose product is annotated as 4-hydroxybenzoate octaprenyltransferase. Gene Ontology annotation, biological process: ubiquinone biosynthetic process. NCBI's taxonomy places the organism in Eukaryota, Fungi, Ascomycota, Saccharomycetes, Saccharomycetales, Saccharomycetaceae. The coding region runs from base 1 to 1101 and encodes 366 amino acids. The record is from RefSeq and is a predicted model, not a curated record. The transcript has a single exon. Gene Ontology annotation, molecular function: 4-hydroxybenzoate polyprenyltransferase activity. Gene Ontology annotation, cellular component: mitochondrial inner membrane.
AUGUCUUUGCAGAGACUUAGUUUAGCAUCCGUGUUUUUGUCGCGGUCGUUUACCCCCCGGCGUUCGCCAGUUUGGAAUGGUUUGUUUAAGUUGCAAGCUGGGAGGAGGCUAGAGCACACAGGUGCACCCACGACACCCUUCACGGCAGAACAGCUUCGUGUUGCGAAGCGGGAGAGAUUGGAAGGGUUGGGCCCGAUUGUCGGGAGACUCCCUGCUGCGGUGGUCCCCUACGCGGAGCUGAUGCGGCUCGAGAAACCAGUGGGGACCUGGCUGCUGUACUUGCCCUGCUCUUGGGCGAUCCUCAUUGCCGCGAUGGAGACCGGUGCUGCCGUGUUGCCGACCGUUGGGAUGCUCGGGUUGUUUGGAGCCGGUGCACUUGUCAUGCGUGGGGCAGGGUGCACGAUCAACGACCUGCUGGACAGGAGACUUGACGCCAAAGUGAUCAGGUCUGUAGAGCGGCCGAUCGCCUCGGGGAGGGUCACGGCGCGGCAAGCGUGCGUGUUCCUUGCUGGGCAGACCGCUGUCGGUGUUGGAAUCCUCUCGCUGCUCCCCACAGCGUGUUGGUGGCUCGGGCUUGCGUCACUGCCGAUAGUGUUCACGUACCCGCUGUUCAAGCGGUUCACGUACUACCCGCAGGCUGCGCUGAGCGCUUGCUUCAAUUGGGGGGCCCUGCUCGGGUUCCCUGCAAUGGGGAUCAUCGACUGGCCCACGAUGAUCCCGCUGUACUUGGGGAGCUACCUGUGGUGCAUGACGUACGACACGGUGUACGCGCACCAGGACAAGGCGUUCGACAUCAAAGCGGGGAUCAAGUCGACCGCGCUCGCUUGGGGGGCCCGCACGAAGCAGAUCUGCUACGGGAUGACCGCGGCCCAGUUCAUGCUGUACAUAACCGCUGGGAUCAACAGCGGGCUGCUGCUGGGACCAGGGUUCCUUGGAGGACUGUCUAUAUUUGCCUACCGCGUAUUUACAAUGAUUAGGAAGGUGGACCUCGACAACCCAAGGGAGUGCUGGAGGGCAUUCCUCGGGAAUAUUAACACCGGGCUGUACUUCUCGUAUGCCCUCUUCUUCGACUUCUUGUUGAAGUCCUUUGGCUGGCUCUGA